Messenger RNA from Doryrhamphus excisus (bluestripe pipefish), 3662 nucleotides. NCBI's taxonomy places the organism in Eukaryota, Metazoa, Chordata, Actinopteri, Syngnathiformes, Syngnathidae. The record is from RefSeq and is a predicted model, not a curated record.
UAAAACCAAAAUGGUGGCGCCAAAGCUUGACAACAAAGCGCCUUUUUGCGUCCCGAGCGAAGAACAGGAAAGUUUUCAGACGCUUCUCUUCGGCGACCAUUGAACGUCAGCAAAGUUCCGACUUUAAAGCCUGAAGACUUUCCGCUCGCCCAAAUGUUGACAUGGCUCCGAAAAACGAGCAGCUUUUCAUCGUUUUGUCCAUCCUGGAAGGUCGGGACUUUCCAAAGCGCUCCCAGCUCAGCCUGGAGGUUCAGGCCAGCUUCGAUGGCGAGCAGCUGACCACGGACCCGGUGGACCACCUGGACCAGCCUCAGUUCAGCACGGAGCUGGCGUGGGAGCUGGACCGCAAGAUGCUGCACCAACACAGACUGCAGAGAACGCCCAUCAAGCUUCACUGCUUCGCCGUGGACUCCGGCAAAGGCAGCAGGGACAGCGUGGGCUACAUCGUCCUGGACCUCAGAUCCGUGCACGAAGUCUCUCAGGAGCCUCGCUGGUACCCCCUGCUGAGCAGCAGGUACACCAAGACCAAGCCCUCGCUGCUCCUCAGCAUGCUGCUGGAGAAUGCCGGGGGGUCCUCCCCGCUGGCGUCCCCCAAGACCAGGAAGGACCCGUCCAGGCAAGAGCCCCCGGCAGUCCACCAUGGGGACCACCCCCUCGCCGCCCAGCAGCCCACGGACAAACUGGAGGCGCUCCUGGUACCGGAGAAGGGCUACCACCAGGUGGGAGCGGCCGACGUGGCGGUCGACAUGUUUGUGCUGUCCGUCACCGUGGCGUUCGCCUCCAAGCUGGAACAGCUCAUCCCCAGCACCAUGAAGGUGUCGGCCGAGGGCUCCAGCUUCUUCUUCUUCUACACGCUGCUGGGGAACGACAUCACCAGCGAGCCUUUCCAGAACCUCCUCGCUCCCGACUUCCAGCCGGAGCGCGCCUCCGUGCGCAUCCGCAGCAGCGAGCGGGUCCUGCGCCGCUUCCUGUCCCGGCAGCCUUCUCUGCAGAUCCACCUGUGCUGUGGGGCGCACUCGCUGGGAAGCGCCGACGUCCCCCUGGCCACGCUGUCCGCUCUCGCCGUGGAUCUGGCGAAGAGGGCGGCGACGGUGGAGGGCGUGUUCGCUCUGCACCCCCCCGCCCUCCUCAGACACGCCCUGCCGCCUCAGCCCACCGACCUGCGGCCCAACGUCAGCGUGGCGGUCACUCUUCGACAGGAGGAUGUCCCGCCUACGCCGCAGCCUUUAGCCAAUAGAGACGCAAGUAAGACAAACCCCGCCCCUCCUCCGUCCGCUGGCGUCAUGGCUCCUCCCACCGAGGAGCGAGUCGCCACUUCGACUCCCGUCCGAAACCCGCCCGAUGCGUCGCCGUCUCCUCCCCCCGCCCAUCCUUCCUCACACAGGGAGGCGGAGCAUCAGCAGGAAGCCCAAGAAUGGACAGCGCCUCCAGACAACAUGGCCGCCGCCGUCUCCAGUCAGCCGGAAGCAGAGGGCGGAGCCUCGGCCGUCUUCAUCCUGCCCCCCAAAGUGUCCAUCCCCCCGUCGGCGCACCACUACCGCUUCUCCUUGGACCUGUGCAGCCUCCGCAACCUCAGCCCCUCCCACCCCAUCAACGCCACGCUCAGGUACUUGUACCCGUUUUUUGGCAGCGUGUCGCCCGUGGUGACGAGCCCCCCGGUGGAGCUGCACGGGAACACGGAGGCGUCUCCGCCGCAGUCCUACUGCGCCUUCAACUUCGCCGCCGCGCCGCAGCUGCUCCAGGACACCUUCCUCAGGGUGCCGCUGGUGUUGGAGCUCUGGCACAGGGACCCCGGGGGCGGGGACCACCUCAUGGGACGGGCCUCGCUCCGGCUGUCUCACCUGCUCGCCGCAGAGAGGACGGCGUGCCCGGCCGACACAGGAGAGGCUCGCUGGUCCCAGACCCACCAGGACCGGGUCCUUGUCUACGAUACUCAGAGCCAGAAGGUGGCUGAGGUGGACUACGUGGCCGUGCUGGACCACUUUGGACUGGUCGACGUCCGAGACCUUCCUGGGUCCCAGUCCACCAAGACCCAACCUGCGGUUCCUCCACAAGCGGCCCCGCCGACGCUGCCCCCCGGCCCCCGGGACACCCUGGAGUACCACAAGGCCCUGGAACUGGAGCUGUGGAAGGAGAAGCAGGAGGACCACUUCAAUGAUCAGCUGAGGAGGAAGGAGAUGUUUCACAUGAAGACUUUAGCGGAGGAAUGGAUGAGACGAGAACGUGGGAGGGAAGCCUUGGUCAGCAGGAAGGAGAUGGAGUGCAGCCGCCUGGAGGAGCAGCUUCAGACCACCUUGGUCCAUCUGGAGAAGAAGGACAAGCAGCUGACGGAGGCCCAGCUCAAGACGCAGAGGCUGCAGCGUGACCUCCUGGCCGAGCACAACCUGGGCCAGAAGGAGCUCCAGGAGAAGAGCAGGAGGUUGCAGAUGGAGUGCGAGCACCGCGUGGCGCUGGAGAAGGACAAAGUCCGCCUGAUGGAGGAGGAGCGAGAACGUCUGCUCAAGCAGUUGUCUGACGCAGAAGGUCGCUACAAGCAAGUGGAGAAGGAGUUCCUCGUCUUCAAGGAGCAGCAGAACAUCAGACCUGAAGUACGUCUGCAGUCGGAGAUCAACAUCCUCACUCUGGAGAAGGUGGAGCUGGAGAGGAAGCUGGAGUCCACCACCAAGUCCAAACUUCACUACAAGCAACAGUGGGGCCGUGCCCUCAAAGAACUGGCACGCUUCAAACAGCGGGAGCAGGAAAACGCCAUGACGCGUCUGAAGAAGCAGCAGGCGGAGCUGGACGCCAUGAGGCUGCGUUACCUAGCAACAGAAGAAAAGGAGGCGGUCCGCCAGGACAGACAGGAGCUGGGGGACAUCAGGAACCAAGUGAACAGAUUCAAGCAGCAGCAGCAGCGGGGCGACGGACCCCUGGACCCCCCCGCCCCCAUCCUGAGCGAGAGCGCCGACGACCACGUGUCCCGCCUGCUGGAGGAGCGGGACACGCUGCUGAGGACCGGCGUGUACACCCAAGAGGACCGCAUCAUCGCCGAGCUCAGCAGGCAGAUCCAAGACGCCCUGGCGGGAAGAACCUCGUCCAAUCCGCCGUGACCCGGACCAGCGCUGAACAGGACAGAGACAUGUUUGCUAGCAGGAGCCUUUGCUAACGAGGUCAGUUACUUUGGGAGGCGAGCGCUAGCAAAGCUAAGCUAAAAUGAGGCAUAUGAAGCGUUUGUGUAGUUUUACAACAUAUUUCCUGAAAUGUAAAGUCUUUAUCUUUAUUUAUGUUGAUGCUAUACAGGAGUCGGCCACUGGGCGGCGCCACAGCCUGCCGUGAGUCUGUGUAAAUGUAGAUGGAAUAAAAAUGUUUCGAGUCAACUAGAAGACUUUGUUUUCAACCAGGACCUGACUUUUUAUUUUUCCACUCAUGCAAACGUGAGCAUGGACACUUAGUUUGCUACUCAGCGGCCACUUCCUGCUCGCUCGUCACGUGACUAGUCGCUUGAACCCGGAAGUGUUGCCCUGGGUAAAAAGUUUGUGAAGGACAACAUUUUAAGAUGACUUUUAAGCUAAAUGUUUUUCUUUAGCGUCAUUAAAGCUUUUUUUUGGUCAGGCACAAAAUGUCAACUUUGGUGUAUGAGGUGCGCCUUUGGUGGUGGACGUGAAGCUAAACGUUAAAUAACU